Messenger RNA from Oenanthe melanoleuca, 3140 nucleotides. RefSeq names its product solute carrier family 41 member 2 (gene SLC41A2). Gene Ontology annotation, molecular function: monoatomic cation transmembrane transporter activity. Gene Ontology annotation, biological process: monoatomic cation transport. Gene Ontology annotation, cellular component: plasma membrane. Lineage: Eukaryota; Metazoa; Chordata; Aves; Passeriformes; Muscicapidae. The record is from RefSeq and is a predicted model, not a curated record. Bases 350 to 2068 code for a protein of 572 amino acids. The transcript has 11 exons.
CGGCGGCAGCGGCGGCUCUGCGCAUCACGGGCCACAUCAUCGCGGGGGCCGCGCGCUUCCGCGCCUGCUCAGUGGCGGCGGCGCUCACCUAGCGCGGAGCUGUCACCGCCGCCGGGCUGCUCCGCCCCGCAGCCAUGGACCCCGCGCCGCUGCCGGCUCCGCUCUCGCCCAGAUCCAGUCUUGCUUAUGGAAUUGUUGAAGAUCUGAGAGCAAUGAAAAAACACUUUUGCUUGCAAAAAAGGAACAUUUUGGUCCACGUGUAAGUGUGGCACUUGGUGACUCACCUGCAAGAUUUCUUGGCUGACACCUGAAGAACGAAGUGCUUUUCAACCUGUACUUCUGUAGCACUAUGACUAACUGUAAAGGCAGAUCUACCAUCUCCAAAACAAAUAGCAAAGUCCAUGACAGAGAAGGCUUUGUAAACUGGACCAUAAAUCUUAAUACAAUUCAGUCUGAUAAAUUUUUGAGACUGCUUUUAAGUAUGGUUCCUGUUGUUUACCAAAUAAACCAAGAGGAAAGACACAAAAAGGUGAAUGGUGUCUGGCAAGAUGGAUUGCAACCAGCAGGACACAAUUUUAAUGUCAGGUCGGAGCAACACACAGAGUACCAUCACUUCUCAGAACCAAGCUUUCAUGGUAGCAAUGGACACAGCCCAUCCAGCUGUAGCCCUAAAUAUGAUGAUUUUACCAGUUAUACUUACUGUGAUGGAAUGGACACUUCAGAAACAGAUGCCAUGCUGCAGGAUGAUGCUCUCUCUAGUGACAGUAAUGAAGAAAUUGUGGAAGGAAGUAGAAAACAACCCAAAGAAUCGAGUAGUAUUAUGGCACUGCAGAUACUUGUACCUUUUUUGCUAGCAGGGUUUGGAACUGUUUCUGCUGGCAUGGUUUUGGAUAUUGUACAGCACUGGGAUGUGUUCAAGAAUGUUACUGAAGUCUUUAUAUUGGUUCCUGCGCUUCUUGGUCUCAAAGGAAAUUUGGAAAUGACCUUGGCAUCCAGGCUGUCAACUGCUGUAAAUAUUGGAAAAAUGGAUUCUCCCAUUGAGAAAUGGAACCUAAUAAUUGGCAAUUUGGCCUUAAAGCAGGUUCAGGCAACAGUAGUUGGUUUUCUGGCAGCAGUGGCAGCAGUUAUAUUGGGCUGGAUUCCAGAGGGCAAAUACCGCUUUGAUCAUUCAGUCCUUCUGUGUUCUAGCAGUGUAGCCACUGCCUUCAUAGCUUCUCUUUUACAAGGAGUGAUAAUGGUUGGAGUUAUUGUUGGAUCCAAGAAGACUGGUAUUAAUCCUGACAACGUUGCCACUCCUAUAGCAGCAAGUUUUGGAGAUCUCAUCACCCUUGCCAUACUAGCAUGGAUAAGUCAGGGUCUAUACACUUGCCUUGAGACAUAUUACUAUGUAUCUCCUUUGGUUGGUGCCUUUUUUUUGGCUCUGACUCCGAUGGGGAUUGUCAUAGCUGCCAAACACCCAGCUACCAGAACUGUCCUCCAUUCAGGAUGGGAGCCUGUUAUAACUGCCAUGAUUAUCAGCAGUAUUGGUGGCCUUAUUCUGGACACAACUGUAUCUGAUCCUAACCUGGUUGGAAUUGUUGUUUAUACCCCAGUAAUUAAUGGUAUUGGUGGCAAUCUAGUAGCUAUUCAAGCUAGCAGAAUUUCUACCUACCUCCAUUUACAUAGCAUUCCUGGAGAGCUGCCAGAAGAGGCCAAGGGUUGCUAUUACCCAUGCAGAACAUACUAUGGUACAGGAGUAAAUAACAAGUCAGCUCAAGUUCUGCUUCUCUUGGUGAUUCCUGGACACCUGAUUUUCUUGUACACUAUCCACUUAAUGAAAAGUGGACAUACAUCCUUAACCCCCAUCUUUAUAGCUGUGUAUUUGUUUGCAGCUCUGCUACAGGUGUUUACUCUGUUGUGGAUUGCUGACUGGAUGGUGCACCACUUCUGGAAAAAAGGAAAAGACCCUGACAGUUUUUCUAUCCCUUAUCUAACUGCACUGGGAGAUCUGCUUGGAACUGCCUUAUUAGCUAUAGGUUUUCAUUUUCUGUGGCUCAUAGGUGACAGAGAUGGUGAUGUUGGUGACUAAUUAUUAAUUAUUCCAAUGGAUGCAAUGACUUUUCCUGGAAUAUUGACAAGACUGAUCACUCCACUUGAGGGUCCUCAAAGUGUUUGUUCCUUUUGGUCUAAGUAAAUCCAGUUGGCACAGACAUAAAACAGCCUUAAUGAUUUUAGUUUGGUUUGCUUUUAAAAACUUGGAUGGAGCUACAAUACCUGAGAGCUUUAUUCUGAACCAUUGGUGGUAGCUGAAGAUGUCUGAGUAGACACAAUGAAGGACAGAUGAAUCCUUUAUCAAGUGUCCAGUUGCCUAAAGAGUUGAUGAUACAUUCUUACCUUGCAAAAUUUCAGUGCUGUAGCUCUCUGAGCAUUGCAGACUUGAUACCAAUAAUGACUGUUAUGGUUCACACAUAUUGUCACAGGCUUUAUUUUCUGUAGAAGAAUAUGACCAUCAGCAUUUAUGAAAUGAGACACUUGAAAGGUGUCUGCAGGACUGAGCCCAAUUUCUUUGUGCUAAAAUGAGCAACCUUAUUAUUUUGCUGCUGGGAUUUAUUAGGAAAAAAAAAAUAGUAAAGGCAAAUAAUAAAGUGACACUGACCUGGUCAAUAAUAAUGGCUGAAUGAUUAAAACUCCUUGUGUUGAAAAGUGUAUGUUCAUUUAGCAACUGAAAAGAUGUUUAACUAACUGAUAUUAAUGGUGUUGUGAUGGCCAGUAUCCAAUUUUAAUGAAGUAUUUAGAGGUGUUGAUUUAACUGUAUAUACUGAUCCCUGCUUGAAACUUGCAGAUGAAGUUUCCUUUACAGGCACUUAGGAAGUUACAUAAACUUCUCAAAUUGCAGAGCUAUGUCAUCAAUUUCUAAGCAGAAACCUCUGCUUUCAAGCCAUGCAAAUAACAUGGUCAAUAAGAAAAUUUAGAGCUUCUCCAUGAUUUCUUUUAUUUGUAGACCUGAAUACUUCAAAUAAUACAUUGACCAUGAGGAAUCUGGUUGCCAUUUUGAAAAACAAGGUACUAAUUGCUCUAUUUUAAAAUCUACCAGUUCCUCUCAGCAUAUGUUUUAAAAGACUCUAGCAUACAUAAUAAAUGCAUAAUGAAAUAAAUAGUAU